AUGCCUUCAAAGCACAUAUUCGAUGAAGCCUUCGCCCAGAGGCCCGAUCUCCGCCAAAGGGUACUUGGCGCCAUUGCCAAAGCCCCUGAGCAGGAGAGCCUCUUCGGAGACAUUGCCCACUACAUUAAGCAUGUACAGAAUGCUUCCAUCCAGGAACAGUUCAAGGGCCAGGAUGAGCAACCGUUCAAGAAGAGAAAAUUGGAACACCGGCCAAUUGACACUGGGGGAUGGGACAAGAAAAACGUUUGCAAGGUUACCGACGUGUCUUUCUCAAUCCCUCAGCGGAAGAAGCUGCAUCUGAGUAUCAACAAAUCAGCCUCCUCGGGAUUGCAUGCAAUCAAUGCAUCCGGGACUUCUGAAUUCGGUGUCAGUUGGGAGUGGGUUCGGGACAUCGUUUGUCUACCAGUCCCUGAAAAGGCCCAAGCACAAUACAACUUUUGCAUCUUCUCAACCACUGCGGAUGGACUUGCCCCUGAUCAAAUCGUCUGGACGGUUCCGGAUAGCGUGCCUAAGGACGGUACCUUUGUAGGUUUGACGACUUCUCCGGGCGAGACAUGCCGCACGCUUCUGAUCACCGUUCUCAACGAAGCUCUGAAACCCUACAAGAAGCGGGUCAUAGAACCGGAUAAGCAAGAAUUUGCGAGUCAGGUGGUACAAGCACACCGAAGGGGGGAACCAGCAUACCACAUCAAAGCCUUUCGAGGUUCCAAAGAUGGCUUUCUAUUUCUCCUGGCCAACGGCAUAUUCUGGGGCUUCAAGAAGCCUUUAGAGUUCUUCUCAUUCGAUAGCGUUGACUCUGUGUCUUACACCUCGGUUUUACAGCGCACCUUCAACCUCAACAUUGCUGCUCGCGCCGCCACGGAUGCCGAGCCUCAAGAAUUCGAAUUCUCCAUGAUUGACCAGGCCGACUUCGCUGGUAUAGACGACUACGUGAAGCGUCACGAGCUGCAGGAUGCAAGCAUGGCUGAGCAGCGGCGGGCCAAGAAGUUGAACGUCAACGGGCUCAAGGGGAAUGAGACGAAGCAGGAGGGUGUCGAUCAAGAAGAAGGGGAGCUCGAGAAAGCAACGAGAGAGGCGGAAGACCUUGAAGAUGAAGAGGAGGAUGAUGAAAACUUUGAUCCCGGUAGCGAGGGUGAGAGCGAGGGCAGUGGAUCCGGUAGUGAUGAGGAUGAAGAUGAGCGUGAGGGCAGAGCGGGAAGCAACGUGGUUGACGAGGAGCUGGGCAGUGAGGCUGAGAGUGCUUAG
Messenger RNA from Letharia columbiana, 1245 nucleotides. RefSeq lists its product as uncharacterized. The transcript has 2 exons. Bases 1 to 1245 code for a protein of 414 amino acids. The record is from RefSeq and is a predicted model, not a curated record. Gene Ontology annotation, molecular function: nucleosome binding; histone binding. Lineage: Eukaryota; Fungi; Ascomycota; Lecanoromycetes; Lecanorales; Parmeliaceae.